AUGGCUCAAACCGUCAGCUCAACAGUUAUUCUCUGCCUCUGCUUGCUUUCAUCAGGACAGAUGUGGUUCUUAUUCGGCAUCGCUGAUGUGCCAUUGUUCAGGAUUGCUGACUUAAAGUGUCGUCUCGGCGCGCCUUACCUAUAUGUUCAUGUUGGAGCAUGUGAGCAUCUCAUCUCCUUCAACAAUUUGGCACUUCGAGACAAAUGUCACCCACAAGGUCUCUAUCCGCUGCCUAUUUUCGAGCGCAAUUCUCGAAGAAUCGCUUGUGCUGGAUGCAAGGAGGUGACUUCCGAGUACAAGGACAGCAACCCGGACCACGCAAGAUGUGUGUAUUAUUAG
Cooperia oncophora is the source of this 339-nucleotide messenger RNA. NCBI's taxonomy places the organism in Eukaryota, Metazoa, Nematoda, Chromadorea, Rhabditida, Trichostrongylidae. The record is from the annotation of a GenBank genome assembly.